Molecule: messenger RNA, 804 nt
Organism: Episyrphus balteatus (marmalade hoverfly)
Lineage: Eukaryota; Metazoa; Arthropoda; Insecta; Diptera; Syrphidae
Exons: 3
Coding region: 28-804 (258 amino acids)
Source: RefSeq, a predicted model, not a curated record
CAACUAAAUUACAAUUUCAGUCUAAUUAUGAGUUUCAAAGUCCAAAUAAUAUUAAUUUUAGUUUUUUAUAAAAAAGUCUCAUCGAAUGAUUUCACGCGUUUAAGUCAAUUACCAAAAGUUCCACCGAAUUUAUCACUUUACAGAUACGAAGGAAAUUUCUAUCCUGUUUACACUGCAAACAAAAUAAAUUCAAAUAAUAUAGGACUUGAAAAAGAAGAAAAAACUACUAAACCUAUUCGAUUUACAAGAUAUCUUAAUCCAGUUCAUCUAAGUCAUCAAAUUUAUCAUCAUCCAAAUCCCCAUCAUGCAAACCAACAGGCUUUAAGUAAUAGUUAUGAUGAUGAUGCAACAGGUAGUGAAUAUCAAGUGGCAAUGAAAGUGCAACCUUUGCAACAAGUUAUUUCAAGUGGAAAGCAACCACCACAAAACAUAGAAGAAAGUGGUAAGUCUCAUCAGGCUAAGAGACAACUAAAAAUAGAUAUCAUGUCACCGGAGAAGAUGCAAUCACUUCGUAAUGGCCAAAAUGGUUUUUAUAAUAAUCAUCAUCAUGAUAAAAAUAAUGACUUACGGAUGGUGAUUGUCCCGAAUAAAAUGGACACUGUUAGCCGACAUUAUCAUGACAUUUUUGUGAAGUAUAAAUCACCACAGGAAUUGGUUUUUGGUCAUGUUUUGAGCUGGCCGGAGUUGGCACAAAAAAGACUGGAAAAACAAGGCAAUAAUAAUUUCAAGGGUCAGGUAAUUUGGGCUGAUAAGACAGGCGGUUACGGUGAACAUUACUGGGACCUUGCUCAAGGAGCUCUGUGA